This is a messenger RNA of Neomonachus schauinslandi (Hawaiian monk seal), 2243 nucleotides long. It is a transcript of the gene SYTL1, whose product is annotated as synaptotagmin like 1. Gene Ontology annotation, molecular function: neurexin family protein binding; small GTPase binding. Bases 469 to 2160 code for a protein of 563 amino acids. Gene Ontology annotation, biological process: exocytosis; intracellular protein transport. The record is from RefSeq and is a predicted model, not a curated record. The transcript is spliced from 15 exons. Lineage: Eukaryota; Metazoa; Chordata; Mammalia; Carnivora; Phocidae. Gene Ontology annotation, cellular component: plasma membrane; exocytic vesicle.
CAAGUUUCUAUCAGCAACUUGAGCGGAGAGGUGGGGCCUGGUGGGGCAGCCGCCCCACCUACAGAUGAGGCCACCGAGGCUCUGAGGGGUUGGUGCCUGCCCAGCUCACAGGAGGUACAGAAUAAGUCUGCAGGGGAGCUGGGGCCAAGCCCCAGGUGUCUCCCACCCACCAAAUCAGCUCCAGGUUCUCUGAAAGCUGAGGCUUGGGUGCGCCUGCAGGGUGCCAGGAGUCCAGGCCCGGUUUUGCAUCAGGCCCUGCUCAGAAGGUGUUUCCUCCUUCUCGGGGCAGCUCCUCCGGGCUGCUGGUUGAGUCAGCCUUAGUCCCUUUCUGCUCUGCUCCCCAAGUUCAGCUCGGAAACUCGGCUGCCAGGAGUGCAGGAGAGCCCAGGUCACCCUGCGAAGGUGUCUGAUCCAUACUGGACCCCUACAGGUCGACAUGUGUGCCCAGCUGGGGCACUGCCCCAGCUGAUGCCCCAGAGGGGCCACCCAUCUCAAGUGGGGCUCCGGGCCCUGCCUGGCCUCCUCAUGGCGCACGAGCCACAGCCUGAGGCUGAUGGAUUGUUGGACCUCAGCUUCCUGACAGACGAGGAGCAGGAGGCCAUUGCCGACGUCCUGAAGCGAGAUGCCUACCUUCGCCAGUUGGAGGAGGGCCGGGUCAGCAAGCUUCGGGCCUCACUGGCAGACCCUGGGCAGCUGAAGAUCCUCACGGGAGACUGGUUCCAGGAAGCACGCUCACAACGGCACCACCAUGCCCACCUUGGCUCUGAUCUUGUCCGAGCCUCUAUCCGCAGAAAGAAGAGCUCCAUGGGAGACCAGGCUCCAGGCAGCGAUGGGGAGGCUGAAGCUGCUGAGAAAGAAGCUGAAGAGGAGCUGGAGCCCAGGCUCCCCAUGGACAAGGCACCCCAAGAGAUGCUCAGCAAGGCUGAGAAACCUGAUUUCCCCUCACCAUAUGUCCCCCUAAAGGCUUCAGAUCAUGAGGAAGAGCCCCAGGCCCAGGAAGCCCCGGGAUCCGGGGACUCGCAGGUCUUUGCAGAGGAGGCGGACCCGGAGCCGGAGCCGCGGUCGCGGGGAGCGGUGUCGCCGCCACCCCCAGCCCAGACCCAGACGGCGCCCGAGAUCCUGGAGAACGGGGAGGAGGCUCCGGGGCCCGGCCCCGCACUCGACCGCAUGCUCAGCAGCAGCUCCUCGGUGUCCAGCCUCAACUCCUCCACGCUGAGCGGCAGCCAGCUGAGCCUGUCUGGGGAGGCCGAGGCGGGCGCGGUGCAGGUGCGCGGCUCGGUGCACUUCGCGCUGCGCUACGAGCCGGGCACCGCCGACCUGCGCGUGCACGUGAUCCAGUGCCAGGGCCUGGCGGCCGCGCGACGCCACCGCUCCGACCCCUACGUCAAAAGCUACCUCCUCCCGGAUAAGCAGAGCAAGCGCAAGACGGCGGUGAGGAAACGGAAUCUGAACCCGGUCUUCAACGAGACUCUGAGGUACUCCGUCCCGCAGGCCGAGCUCCGGGGCCGCGUGCUGAGCCUGUCCGUGUGGCACCACGAAAGCCUGGGUCGCAACAUCUUUCUGGGCGAAGUCGAAGUGCCUCUCGCCACGUGGGACUGGGACUCUGAGCCCACGUGGCUCCCCCUGCAGCCCCGGGUCCCGCUCUCUCUCGACCACCUCCCCAGCCGCGGGCUACUCUCCCUGUCCCUCAAGUACGUCCCCGCCGGCUCCGAGGGCGCGGGACUGCCCCCCAGCGGGGAGCUGCACUUCUGGGUGAAGGAGGCUCAGGACAUCGUGCCGCUGCGCUCAGGAACCCUGGAUACCUACGUACAGUGUUCAGUGCUGCCUGAUGACAGCCGGGCCAGCCGCCAACGGACAAGGGUGGUACGACGCAGCCUCAGCCCUGUGUUCAACCACACCAUGGUUUAUGAUGGCUUCGGGCCUGCUGACCUGCGCCAGGCCUGUGCUGAGCUCUCCCUCUGGGACCAUGGGGCCCUGGCCAGCCGCCAGCUGGGGGGCACACGCCUCAGCCUGGGCACCGGCAGCAGCUAUGGGCUCCAGGUGCCCUGGAUGGACUCCACACCGGAGGAAAAGCAGCUGUGGCAGACACUCCUGGAGCGACCGUGUGAGUGGGUGGAUGGCCUUCUGCCCCUCAGAACCAACCUGGUCCCCAGGACAUAGCUGCCCUACAAGCCCCACCAAACUCCUCUCUGAACCCCCAUCUCUGGGCCUGCCCUUGGCUAAAACCAAUAAAGUCUAUUCUA